This is a messenger RNA of Penicillium vulpinum, 837 nucleotides long. RefSeq lists its product as uncharacterized. The transcript has 4 exons. Bases 1 to 837 code for a protein of 278 amino acids. The record is from RefSeq and is a predicted model, not a curated record. NCBI's taxonomy places the organism in Eukaryota, Fungi, Ascomycota, Eurotiomycetes, Eurotiales, Aspergillaceae.
AUGCAUCCAGAUUCUCAACUAGAGAGCGCUGUCAAAGAUGGCUUUGACCCAAAGAGCCUCUACAGUACAGAGUUGACGAAGGUCAAUGAGCCAGCGAGAACAAUUCUCGAGCAGUACAGCAAGAUUCCAGCAGAAAACAUCUUGCAACAUGUGAAAGAUUUGAAAGAUCGUGCUUUUGCAGUUUUCCCUUAUGCCUGUAUUGGACAAGCCUCAUUCCUCGAGCUGAGCAUCGCAUCGUCACCAUGCUAUCCCGAGAUGCUUGAGCGUGUUAAGAAGGGAGACAGGCUACUUGACCUGGGAUGUGCAUUCGGACAGGAACUACGACAAUUGAUCUACGAUGGCGCCCCAUCGCAAAACUUGUAUGGAUCGGAUCUCCGCCCAGAGUUCCUUGAGCUUGGUCUUGACUUGUUCAUGGAUCGCUCAACCAUCAAAGCCCAUUUUAUUGAUGCGGACGUCCUUGACGAUAAUUCCGCUCUCGUUACUCAGCUAACGGGCGAGCUAAACAUAGUUUACAUCUCGCUUUUCCUCCAUGUGUUUGACUUCGAGACACAGAUUAAGGUGGCUAAGAGGCUGUUUGAUUUGCUUGCCCCGAAGGCCGGAUCGCUCGUCGUGUGUCGAGUUGUGGCGUGUCGGGAUCAAGCGAUAGGGAAUGCCACCAACGCCCGCCUGCCAUACUAUUACCAUGAUCUGGCUAGUUGGAAUCGGCUGUGGGAGUGUGUGCAGGAGGAGACGGGUCUGAAGUUGAAGGUUGACAACUGGGAACAGGACGAUGCUUUGGCGAAGAAGCAUCCUCUAGAAGGCAUUUAUAUGCUGGGUUCCUCGAUUCGUCGGGAGUAG